AUGGGGGAGACGCGGCGGCAGGCGCUGGUGGAGAAGCUGCGCAAGACACCCGUCAGGUUCCCGACCGAUCCAGAGAGCAUUGCCGAGCCCGUCCUCAUCGAGGUCAUGAAGGUAGUGGCAUCCACGCAGCUCGUGCUCCAGAAGGGGCUGGGCGACUACUCUGUCUACUUGGCUGGUGCAGGAAGCGAGAGCGACGGCGUGUUCGACAUGAGCAUGCACGUCCAGGGGCUGCACGGCGAUGUCGACGGACAGGGCACUGGCGACGCCGUGGCGCAAGGGGGGGGGGACAGGGACCAGGACGCAGCCAGCCCGGCGAAGGCCUACCUGGAUGAGACGGGCGUGAUGCAGUAUCCAGUCCCUGCUGCAGGCGAUCGUGCGCGACAGGCCGCAGGACCCCUACGCGUUCAUGCUGCAGCAGCUGCACGCCAGGACACAGCUGUGGGUGUACAGGCCGGAGAACGGGCUCGCCGUGGCGAUCCGCCGCACGCCCCAGAUCGGGUGCGAAGAGGCCGUCGACGCGUCGGGCUACCAGAUGAGACCAGGCGAGCGGUUCCGGGUGGCCGAGGCGCGGGAGGGCGAGGGCGGCGUGCUCUUCCUGCGGCUCGCGGACGGCAGGGGCUGGCUCUUCGACCACAAGCCCGGCGUCGGGCGGAUGUGCGAGAGAGUGCACGAGGAGAGGGCCCCGGCGGCGAGGCGCCGUCUCAGGAGGGGUCGGCCUCGCCGGCGAUCGCCAGCGAGCUGGAGCGGGCCUGCGCCGUGCUCGGCGACGCCCCGCGCGACGCGCCGCGCGACGCUCCGCGCGAGGGGCCCCCCCGGGAGGGCUGCGGGGAGCCCCCCGGGGCCCCGGGCGCCGCGGAGGCCGCGCCGCCCGCGGAGAGUGCGGGGAGCGGCUCCGACCGGAGAGCCCGGGGCCCAGUCCGUGGGUGUGCCGCUCCGUUCUCUGCCGCCGUCGGGGCCCAGGCAGGAGCUGAGGCAGAGCCUGCAGCAGGAGCUGAGGCAGGGGCUGCGGCAGGUGUGCGUGGGCGGCGAUCUGCAGAGGGCCUUCGACGAGGUCAUGGGGGCGGCGCCGGGCGGCGAGGAGGCCCCGCCGCAGGCGGCCCCGGAGGUCGAGGCCGGGGCCAAGGACGACAACCGGCAGAACAUGAGGGUGGCGCUCGAGGAUCGACUGCGUGCGGCAGCGGCCAGCAGCAGGCGGCCUUCCGCGAGAGCGGCGACUCCGCCGCCGCGAGGCCCGAGGACGCCCGGGCCAGGGUGGCGAACGGCCUGCGCGAGGUCACGGCGGGCGGCGACGCUGACGGCGCGGAGCCCCAGGACGCCCCCGCGGUGGCGGCGGACGGGCUGCGCGAGGCUGCGGCGGAGGGCGGCCAGGCGGCGCCCGAGGGCGCCCCGGCGCCCCACGGCCAGGAGGCGGGCGCGGGCGCGCCCGGGGGCGCGGAGCAGGCCGCCCCGCAGGGCUCCUGGGCGCACGGCGGCCGCGGCGACGCCGUCAAGAGCCGUGUCCGGGGCAUGCUGGAGGAGCAUUGCUCGGACGGCACGCUGGACUCGAUGUUCAUGGAGGCGAUGGGCGCCGCGGAGCGCCAGCUCGAGGCCGGGCGCGGACCGCUGCCGGCAGAGCCGGCUGCUCCGGAUCCGCCAUCUCCGGCGCCCCACGACAUGGGCGUUGUCCAGAGGGAGCUCCAGGGGAUGAGGAACGACAACAAGGCCCUACGCGAACAGAUCAACCUUAUGAUGCAGAAGAUGGAGGAGCUGAGACUGGAGAACGAGUCUCUGAACGAUAGGCUCGACGGCAAUGUUUUGGAUUGA
This is a messenger RNA of Prorocentrum cordatum, 1803 nucleotides long. The record is from the annotation of a GenBank genome assembly. NCBI's taxonomy places the organism in Eukaryota, Dinophyceae, Prorocentrales, Prorocentraceae.